Messenger RNA from Ectocarpus sp. CCAP 1310/34, 666 nucleotides. The record is from the annotation of a GenBank genome assembly. Lineage: Eukaryota; Phaeophyceae; Ectocarpales; Ectocarpaceae.
AUGCAACUCCGAGAUCAUUCAGUUGCUGUGAAAGGUUCUGUCCCGCCCCUUGUUGUUCAAGACCCCCCCGAGCCUUCCAAGGUCCUCGAGGUCGUUGCCAUCCGAUUCAUCGAGGAUGAUAUUGUUCUGCGGAGCCUGGUGUGCUUGGAGGAGGGGAAGACGGAAGCGGGGGGGCGGGAGGAGACACCCCUUGACCGAGUACGGAGGGCAGUAUGGGGGAUGCUGUAUGCCGAUGAUGCCGGCGUCGUAUCGAGGUCUGCAGAAGGACUGGCGAGAAUGAUGACCAUCAUCGUUGAGGUGUUCGGGGAGUUCGGGCUAACGUUGUCGGAGAAGAAGACGGAGACGCUCCUGAUGCGCGCGAAGGACAAGCCGACUACAUCACAGCCCGCAUCGCCUCCACCACUGACCAUCGAAGCCGCGGGACAGAGAUACGCCCAGACGACCGAGUUCCGGUACCUCGGUGGCCUCGUCAACGAACAUGGCGACCUCACCCGGGAGAUCAACUACAGGAGCAGAGGAGCGUGGGCGUGCCUCAGGCGAUAUGGCCGGGAGCUCUUCGACAGACCGCAAGCGCCAUUCCGACUCAAGAUCCGCCUGCUCCAGGCGGAGGCGAUGGAGGCACUGCUGUACGGCUGCAUGACAUGGUCACCACUCAGCGGCCACUAG